CUCCUGCAUGCAUUAUACUUUUACAUUCACCGGCAGGCAGCUGGCUGUUUUAUCAAAUCAAAUAAUCAUAAUUAUAUUAGCGCAUCGAUAAGCAAUCAUAUUUAAUUGUUUACUAAAUAAAUUAAGCAUGAAAAAUUGCUGAUAGUGAGAUAUGCAAAAUGCGCCUGAAAAUCGAAUAUGGAAAACCAGUUUGUAGAAAGUUGUUGAAUGCAAAAGAGUGGACUUCACGGCAAUCGAGGCGUCACGCUAUAUAUAAUAUAAUAUAAACCUAUAUAGAUAUAUUGGUAUAUACAUAUAUGAAUGAGUUUUUGCGUGUGUGUAUAGUAUCGCUAACAGUUUUUUGUUUAUGAUAAAAUGUUUAAAUCGAAAACAUUUCGUAUAAAUCACGAUAUAGAUAAAAAGCCAAAAGUACAUGAACUUUGGUAUGAGCCCAAAAGAAUACGCUGGAUAAAAUUUUUUACUAUACCACUAGUCAUCGCUUUCUCAUUGCUUUUGGUGUUGAGUAAUGUGAAUUUCUCGGGUGAGUCAUAUGAGCUCACUGUACCACCUUCAGGUGAAAGGCUUACAAAUGUCAUACAAACGCCAACAAAGGAAGUAAUCACUGCUGCUAAUAUACCGAUGGAGCAAGCUAAACUUGUCACUAUAGAAAGUGAUGACGAAAAACAAGAAGGGAAUGGCGGAGUAGAUACUGCAGUGCAGUACUUGAACGAGGCACAAGCAGUAGCGACAGCCACCGGCUUCCAAUGCAAAGACAACAACUCCUGUAAGACUCUAAUAUGCUCGGGUGGACCGAUACAUAUGCUCCAAAUUGAGUUCGAAUACUAUAUAGAUUGGUGCGGAAAUAUAUCUUUUGACGUCAUCAUAGAGAAUUGCACUUUCAACAAAAAUACCAUAGAGAGAUACACAUUGUCAGGAAAUUUCAAGCUAUCCACUUUAACAAUACGAAACUGCACACUCGACACGAUUCUCGAUAAUGCUUUCAACUACCAAUCGGUAAAUAAACUGACGAAUUUAACAUUUGUUGGUGUACAAUUGAAAGCUUUGAACGCACAGACGUUUUUUGGUUUGGCAACUGUGGAAAAUUUCAAACUAUUCAAUGUGCUUAAGAAGGACACUCUGCCUUUGAAGGCCAAUCAUUUCUUGCAACCAAUGGCAGCGAGUCUCAACAACUUAGUGUUGCAACAAACAGAGGAAUCAUGUUGUUCCAACACCAUAUAUGAUCCCACUGAGUGGUUGGGUGGUACCAGCACCACCGCCUACAGUAAACUGUUGUAUGUCGACUUGAGUGGCACGAAUUUUAACGAUAAACUUAACGGUAAUACAUUUGCAAAACUCUCAGCUGUGCAAGAACUUCGGCUGGUCAAUUGCAGUUUGAGCACAAUCGCCGAAAAAGUAUUCAAUGGCAUUUUGUCGACACUAAAAUCGCUCGAUUUGCGAUAUAACCAAUUACAAACGUUGGACGGUGAAUUUCUAGCCACUGCUAUUACUAAGGGAAUUAGUAUAGAGUUAGGGUGGAAUAUGUGGAGAUGCGAUUGUGACAAUAUGGAAAUAAUUGAAGGCAUGAAGCAAGUAGAAAAUAAUUUCGCAGCAGAUACAGUAUGUGCAACGCCAACAGAAUUGGCAGGCAUACAAAUCAGUUCGUCACAAAUAAGCUGUUAUAACAAAACACAACUUACAACAGUUUUAACAACCGUAAUGUCCAUAGCAGCGACUACAACUACAACUAAAACUUUUACCGACGAAACCACAUUAGCAACCACUGAGUCUACACCAACAACUUCUACGACUAUCACCGACAACUCAACCUUAAUGACUUCAGCUACAAUGACAGAAACGAUAGUAGAUAAAACGAUUUCUGCAACAACACCCAAAGCUACUAACAUUAUAAGUACAUCAAUAGCAAGAACUAGUACAACUGUCACACCACCUGCAUCACUAAUGACCUCCACGAUUGAAGACGAGUCAACCAAAGAAAGAUUAGAACCUUAUCGACAACUACACCAAACUAAUCGACACAACAAACGACAAUACAACCUUAAUAUUUUUCUGGGAACAACAACAAUACCAAUUUACAAUACGGAAACAACAAAGGGAACUGAAAAUACAACGAUUAGUUUUCCCUAUACGACCGUGAUCUCUAGCAGUAUGGCUACAAUUAAACCACCAAUGAAGACUUGCUUUGAAAAUAAAGACCCAAAGUAUUUAACUUGCAGCAGUACCACAGCCGUUAAGAUUUGCGACUAUGACGUUACUUUCAAUGUGGUUCCGAUAUCAUCGCGAAGUGUACAACUGCAAAUCGGUAGCGGUGCACAUAGUUUACAAGUGAUCUAUUUUCAGGUGUUGAACAACAGUUUAAAUAAGGAGGUCGAGAUCGACAAUAAUAGCAAAAUGUUGUCGAUAAUUUAGCGCAAAAGAAGUUAUACCUUCUGUCUCAUACCAAAGAAUCAAACGUGUACCUCACCAUUUAAUUGCCGUUCAGCGCACUUGCCACAAGCUCCAGCAUGGUUGAAGUAUAACGAUGUUGCUUUUUGCACGAUCGCCAUACUCGUAACUAUUGUUUGCCAUUUAGGGGUGGCAGCAAUAUAUUUUCUACUCCGUUGGCGGCCAACUUUAUUGUAUGGCAAUAAACGUUUGCAUCGUAUUGCUUCCACAACGCACAAAGUGCUACUAUUCCCGAAACCGAAUUGCACAUCUUUCAAAAGUGCUCGCAAAAUGCAUUCAUCGAUUAGUGAUUCAUUGACACCGGAGAAUUAUUUGAAUAUUAACUCAUACGAUUAUAUGCAGUACUUCAAAGAUAUCGAGUUGAAGAAACAACGUAGAGUGGCAUACAUUUCGUGAAUCAGCCUCCUUUACAUCGAGCCCUCUGCAUUGCCACCAAACGUUGGUGGCGCUGCAACACAUUGUUACGAUCGUAUGAGCUACACCAGUGGUUAUAUACCAAUUCGACAGCCCUCAGAACAAUCGACAGUAGUAAUGGAAGACAUGCCACAACAGCAGCUUAUACGUAGGUGUGCAGAGACGAAGUUAACUCCAGAGCCAGAAUACGAAAGCUAUUAUUAUCAAGAGCUUUAUUAA
Bactrocera oleae (olive fruit fly) is the source of this 3075-nucleotide messenger RNA. Lineage: Eukaryota; Metazoa; Arthropoda; Insecta; Diptera; Tephritidae. The record is from RefSeq and is a predicted model, not a curated record.